ACCUGGUGGAUAUCGUUACGACAAGGAUAUUGGACUAUUACAUUUUGCCAUGUACAGUUAUAUUCAGGGUGGUCGUAAAUUUUAUGAAGUGUUAAGUGCUAAUUUUGAAGGAAUAUUUCCUAGUUGCAGAACUAUUGAGAGAAAAUUAUCCUCGUUUCACAAAUCAGUACCCGAAGGAGAAGUAAAUGUUGCGUUACUUAAAGAAAUUUUGGAUAAACAUAGACUGCCACCAGUCGUUUCCAUUGCGGAAGACGGAACAGCCAUCGUCGGACAGAGAGAAUACGAUAAAAGGACAAACAGAGUCAUUGGAUUUAGUCUUCCGCUGCGAUGCAAUGGAUUUCCCGAUUCGCUAGCUUCUUCUGUCAGGACCGCCGAGGAUAUUGUUAAUUUAUUCGAAAAAUAUGAACGUGCAGCUGUGGUUAUCACUGUUAUGGCGCAAACCAUGGAUGAGCAAAUCCCGGCUAUCCGGAUUGCUUCUUUCUGUUCAAACAACAGAUUUACGGCAGACGAUGUUAAGCACAGGGCUAAUUAUAUUGAAGCCGAACUAAACAAGUUGGGAAUCCGAAUGCUUACAUAUUCCGCAGACGGAGACAGUAGAGAAAUGAAAAUGAUGCGCCAAGUUUUGAAUUUAGGUGCGCUUCCCCCGUCUCUCACGACAAAAAAAGGCAGAAGCGCACAACAAAUAGCUGACGAAACGGGUUGGCUACUGAAACGACAAUGGGAUUUUUUCGCCGCCGAUGUAAUAAACAGUGCAGUGCCAGUACAAGACACAGUUCACAUAGGCGCAAAAUUUCGAACGCGGUUACUGAAAAGAGACCGAGCUACAUUUCUCACAAUAGGUAAAGGGAUUGCUUCGGUGUCUGACCUUGAACAACUCUUAACAGAAGUUACCAAAGGGCAGCACCACUUAAAAAUGGUGAUCUAAAUUUGCACGACAAAAUGAAUUACGAUGCUGUAAGAAGACUGUGUGACCCUUGUGUCACUGAUAUUCUGUGCGACAAAGUAGCAGGUUCAGAAGUAACGUGCUUCUAUCUUAAGCUAAUGAGACUAAUAACAGCAAGUUAUUUGGAUAAAAGCUUAUCACCACUAGACAGAAUAUAUGGAAUAUGGUAUUCUUGUCUCGCUUUACGGUAUUGGCGACAUUGGCUUCAAGAAAACGGAUACAAACUAGAUAUUAAUUUCAUCACCCUCAACGCGUACAUGUGUGUUGAGAUAAAUGCCCACUCCUUAGUCCUCAUAUCAAGGAGACUAAGAGAGAAUGGAACUCCUCAUCUGUUUCGGCCGUGGCAUUUUGGGAGUCAGAGCUGCGAAUCUUUUUUUCGACUUGUCCGGUCGUUGACUUCAACAGAAUCGACCCAAGUAAAUUUAAGUGGAAAAGGUUUUUUCAGUCGUAGCGAGAGAGCGGAUGCCGCAAACCAACUUCUGGGAGAAGGAGAAAACGAUGGAGUUU
Messenger RNA from Daphnia magna, 1450 nucleotides. RefSeq lists its product as uncharacterized. The coding region runs from base 50 to 925 and encodes 291 amino acids. The transcript is spliced from 5 exons. Lineage: Eukaryota; Metazoa; Arthropoda; Branchiopoda; Diplostraca; Daphniidae. The record is from RefSeq and is a predicted model, not a curated record.